AUGGCGAGGAAGCUCACUGUAUUGGAAAUUCUUCUGAUCGUCUUCUUCCUGAUUGUACUGGCUGUAGAUAUCUUAUUGCUGAUGCUUUUGUUGGAGAGUAAAGAUCUUGUAUUUGUUCCAGUGUGCCCAGCAAGUCUCCCUGAAUCAGAAAGGAUAGAUUGUGCUCCUGGCCAAGAGGUCACAGAGGAUAUUUGCACCAAGCAUUAUAAAUGCUGCUGGAAUUCUCUGCCAGGAAUCCAUGCACCAAGCUGCUUCUUUCCCAAGAACUGGGGAUAUGAAGUCACUGCUCCAAAACCCACAAACACAGACUUAGGGUUUACUAUCCCAUUGAAGAAAGUAUCAUCCCCAUCUCCUUUUGGAUAUGAUGUCACUGAGGCUCUCUUUACCUUUGAAAGUCAGACUCCCAAUCGUUUACGUUUUAAGAUCACUGAUGCCACCACCAGACGCUACGAAGUUCCUCAGGAAAAUGUCAAGCAGUUUAAUGGGACUCAGAAACCCGUCAACACAAGCUACCUCCUAGAGUUCACUCAAAAACCCUUCAGCAUUGUAGUGAAGAGGGCAGGCAAUGGCAGAAUCUUGUUGAACACAAACAUCGGCCCCCUCCAGUUUUCCCAUCAGUACCUGCAGCUGUCUUUCCUACUGCCCAGCAGCAAUGUCUAUGGGCUUGGAGAGCACGUGCACCAGCAGUUCCGCCAUGACAUGAACUGGAAGACCUGGCCCAUCUUCACCCGGAACAACACCCCCACUCACGAAGUGAAAAAUCUGUAUGGAGCUCAUACCUUCUUCUUGUGCCUUGAAGACACCAACGGCUCCUCCUUUGGUGUGUUCCUGAUGAAUAGCAAUGCCAUGGAGGUCACUCUUCAACCUGCACCUGCGAUCACUUACCGCACGAUUGGGGGCAUUCUUGACUUUUAUGUUUUCCUGGGAAAUACACCAGAGCAAGUGGUUCAGGAAUACCUGGAGCUUAUUGGACGACCAUUCUUGCCUUCGUACUGGAGUCUUGGGUUCCAGCUUAGUCGCAGAAAUUAUGGUGGCCUCACAGAGCUGGAGAAGGUUGUAAACAGAAAUCGUGACACUGGGAUCCCAUAUGAUGUCCAGUAUCUUGACAUUGAUUACAUGGACAAAUUCAAAGAUUUCACUAUUGAUGGAGACAAUUUUGCUGAUCUCUUACCAUUUGUUGAAAAGUUACAUGCUGAAGGACAAAAAUGUGUCAUUAUUCUGAAUCCUGGCAUUUCAAAUCACUCUGACUACCAGCCCUAUAACGAUGGAAAUAGAAAGAAAAUAUGGAUCAUGGGGAACAACGGCUUUGUUGCUGGUCAGGGUUAUCCAGGAUGGACGGUCUUUCCUGAUUAUAGCAACCCGGCUACUACCCAGUGGUGGAAAGAUCAGUUCAGUGAAUUCUAUAAAAACCUGACUUUUGAUGGAGUAUGGAUUGAAAUGGAUGAAUUGGCCAGCUCAGUCUCAAAUUCUGGUCAUCAGUGUGAAGUAAAUGAGUUCAACUUUCCACCUUUCACACCACGUGUUGUGGAGCGAAUCCUUUUCUCAGAUACCUUGUGCAUGGAUGCAGAGUUUCAGGAGGGACUGCACUACAACCUGCACAGCCUGUACGGCUACCUCAUGGCCAUGGCCACAGACUCAGCCAUGAAGAAUAUCUUCCACAAUAGGAGGAGUUUCAUUUUAUCACGUUCUACCUUUGCUGGUUCUGGCAAAUUUGUUGGUCAUUGGUUGGGGGACAAUGCAGCCACAUGGGAUGAUCUUCGAUGGUCCAUCCCAAGUAUUCUGGAGUUCAACCUAUUUGGCAUUCCACUGGUAGGUGCCAACAUCUGUGGUUAUAUGAAUGAUGUCACAGAGGAGCUCUGCACCAGGUGGAUGCAGCUGGGAGCAUUUUAUCCAUUAUCAAGGAAUCACAAUGGUCCUAACUUUGUGGAUCAGGACCCUGCUUCCUUUGGUAGCAACUCUCUGCUGGUGAAUUCAUCCAAACACUAUCUGAACAUCCGCUACACCUUGCUGCCUUAUCUCUACACCCUUUUCUACCAUGCGCAUACCCGUGGGGACACGGUGGCCAGGCCUGUUGUCCAUGAGUUCUACCAGGACCCAGCUACAUGGGAUAUACAUGAGCAGUUCUUAUGGGGACCUGGACUUCUCAUCACACCUGUUUUAUACCAAGGUGUGAACCGUGUGAAAGCAUAUAUACCUGAUGCCACCUGGUAUGACUAUGAGACGGGUGUGGCCAUCCAAUGGAGAAAACAAUGGGUGGAGAUGUCACUACCACAGGAUCAAAUAGGACUUCAUCUUAGAGGCGGUUAUAUAUUUCCCACCCAGCAGCCAAAUAUAACCACAGAAGCCAGCCGGAAGAAACCACUGGGACUCAUUGUGGCCUUGGAUUAUAAGAGAGAAGCAAAGGGAGAACUGUACUGGGAUGAUGGUGUAUCUCUAGAUGCUGUUACCAAAAAUAACUGUAUUCUCUAUGAGUUCUCUGUUGCCUCUAAUCGCCUACAGGCAAGGCUUAUAAAUAAAAAUUGCACAAAUUACAGAGACCCUAACAACCUCCAGUUUACAGACAUCAUAAUUUUGGGAAUGGACAAGGAACCUGCUAGUGUCACUCAUGAAAAUAAUGACGCUCCCUCCAUAAACAAUGUCUACAGUGCUUCAACUAAGGUGCUGAAACUCUUUGAUUUGGCAAUUAUGCUGGGACAAGAAUUCUCCAUUCAGUGGACAUUUCACUUCAGUGACAUGGAGAAGUUCGAUUGCUACCCUGAGGAUCCCAAUGUCCUCAAGGAAAACUGUGAGAGUCGUGGAUGUCUUUAUGAGUCCACGAAUGCUCCUGGUGUGCCGAGCUGUUACUACGACACCAUCCCUCGAUAUGCUGCCAGUAACAUUCAGUACCUGCUGGGGGUUAUCAGCGCACAGCUUGCCUCCCUGAGACCCCAGGAGCCUGUACAAGCAGCGCCACCACCAGCAGCAGCUGCCACCUCAGAACCUCUCUCUGCAAAGAUCCCACUCCUCAAUGUGAGCGUGAUAUAUCACACAGAGAGCAUGCUGCAGUUCAAGAUCUAUGAUCCCAAUAAUAGAAGGUAUGAGGUCCCUGUGCCUCUGAACACUCCUCCCUCUCCGGUUGGCUCCCCUGAAAACUGUUUGUAUGAUGUCAGUAUUCUGAACAAUCCUUUUGGAAUCCAGAUUCGACGAAAAAGCUCCAACACUGUGAUCUGGGACUCUCAGCUCCCAGGCUUUACCUUCAAUGACAUGUUCCUGUCCAUUUCCACUCGUCUCCCCUCAACAUACAUCUAUGGCUUUGGGGAAACCGAGCACUCGGCUUUCAAAAGAAAUUUAAAUUGGACCACCUGGGGGAUGUUUGCUCGAGAUGAGCCCCCGAAGUACAGAAGUAAUUCCUAUGGUGUCCAUCCCUACUACAUGGCACUGGAGGAGGAUGGCAGUGCCCAUGGAGUGCUUCUGCUGAAUAGCAAUGCCAUGGAUGUGUCAUUCCUGCCAACACCUGCCCUGACAUACCGCACCACUGGAGGAAUUUUGGACUUUUAUAUGGUCUUGGGCCCAACUCCAGAGCUUGUCACUCAGCAAUACACUGAGUUGAUUGGUCGUCCAGCGAUGGUUCCAUAUUGGGCCUUGGGAUUCCAGCUGAGUCGUUAUGGGUACCAGAACGAUGCUGAGAUCUCCAGUUUGUAUGAUCAGAUGAAGGCAGCACAGAUCCCUUAUGAUGUCCAGCAUGUCGACAUUGACUACAUGGACCGGAAGUUAGACUUCACUCUUAGCCCGAGCUUUCAAAACCUUGGUGUCCUGAUGGGGAAGAUGAGGAAGGACGGCAUGAGGUUUAUCCUCAGUCUGGAUCCAGCCAUCUCUGGGAAUGAGACCCAGUAUCUCCCCUUCACCCGCGGGCAGGAAAAUAAUGUGUUCAUCAAAUGGCCCGACAGUAAUGAUAUCAUCUGGGGAAAGGUUUGGCCAGAACUGCCCAAUGUAAAUGUGGACGGAUCCCUUGAUCAUGAAACUCAGGUUAAGUUGUACAGAGCCCAUGUGGCAUUUCCUGACUUCCUGCGCACCAGCACACCUGCAUGGUGGAAACAAGAGAUACAAGAGCUCUACGCAAAUCCUCGUGCUCCAGAGAAGAGCUUGGAGUUUGAUGGGCUGUGGAUUGCUAUGAAUGAGCCGUCAAACUUUGUGGAUGGAUCUGUUCAGGGCUGCAGGAAUAAAAAUCUUAAUAAGCCACCUUAUAUACCAUAUCUGGAAUCUAGGGACAAGGGCCUCAGCAACAAGACCCUGUGCAUGGAGGGACAGCAGAUGCUGAUCGAUGGCUCCCCUGUGCGACACUACGAUGUGCACAGCCUCUAUGGGUGGUCCCAGACCAGACCCACCUAUGAAGCUGUGCAGGAGGUGACAGGACAACGAGGGGUUAUCAUCACCAGCUCCACAUUCCCUUCUUCUGGACGCUGGGGAGGACACUGGCUGGGAAACAACAGAGCUGAAUGGGACCAACUGAAGAAAUCGAUCAUUGGCAUGAUGGAGUUCAGUCUCUUUGGAAUACCUUAUACAGGAGCAGAUAUUUGUGGAUUCUUCGGAGAUGCUGACUAUGAGAUGUGUGUGCGCUGGAUGCAGCUGGGAGCCUUUUAUCCUUUUUCCAGGAACCACAACAACAUUGGGGCAAAGAGACAAGACCCUGUAGCCUGGAACUCCACCUUUGAAAAAUACUCAAAAACUGUCCUGCAAAUCAGAUACACUCUUCUGCCCUACUUCUACACACUGAUGCAUAAGGCUCACGUUGAGGGCAGCACCGUCAUCCGGCCCCUUCUCCAUGAGUUUACAGGUGACAAUGCAACGUGGGAUAUUGAUGAUCAGUUCAUGCUGGGCCCUGCCAUCUUAAUCAGUCCCGUGCUACAAAGUUACACUUCCACAGUCAACGCUUACUUUCCCAGAGCCCGUUGGUAUGAAUACAGCACGGGAUCUGGCAGCCAGUCAGUGGGUGAGAGAAAGACCCUGGAGGCUCCUCUGGGGCACAUCAACCUUCACAUCAGAGGAGGCUACAUCUUGCCCUUUCAAGAGCCAGCAGUGAACACUUACUUAAGCCGACGGAAUCAGAUGGGAUUGAUUGUUGCCUUGGAUGUGAAUAGGGAAGCUGAGGGUCAAAUGUUCUGGGAUGAUGGACAAAGCAUUGACACAUACGAAAAUGGAAAUUAUUUCUUGGCAAACUUUACAGCAACUCAGAACAGAUUGAUAAUCCAGACUAUAUAUAAUAAUUAUCUGAGUGACUCAAACCCACUGAAUGUUGGGUGGAUUAAAGUCUGGGGGAUAACUCCUUCUACUGUGGCACAAGUUACUCUCAUCUAUAACAACCAACCAUCUGUGGUGACUGACUUUGAGAGCAACCCUUACAAUCAGACACUACUAAUCCAACUGAAAGACAAGAAUAUAAGUCUGGAAAAGUUAAGUAGAGUUGAAUGGAUUCAUGGUCUUACAACAACUGCCAUCCCAACAAGUUCUCUCCAUACUUCUCUAUCUACUGCUGAGACAGUGACCACUUCUGAGACUAAUAUCACUAGUUCUGGUACAAUAAUUACUACUACUCUUGUCAGCACCACUGUACCUCUUACCACUACAAGCACUCCAUUCCCAGAAAAUAGUACUAUAGAAAUCACAGCUAGUACUCCUGACACAGCUAGUACUCCUGACCUCACCUCAAUGACUAUGAUACCUGACACCUCAGCUACUACCACAGAAAUUAUUACUUCUACCAGCAUAGGAACUACUACCACCAAAGAAACUACUCUACCUACCACUAUGGAAAAUACAGUCCCUACUACCACAGAAACUACUACGCCUACAAGCAUAGUAACUACUGCACCUACCACCACAGAAACUAUUACUUCUGCAAGCACAGAAUAUACUACAUUUACUACAAUAAUAACUUCUGCAUCUAUCAACACAGAAACUACUACACCUACAAGCAUAGGAAAUACUUCACAAAGCACUGUAGGAACUACUGUACCUACAGUCACAGAUAAUACUAUAGUUACCACCACAGAAAGUAGUACAUCAACAACCACAGAGGCUAUUACACCUACUAUCACAGGGAUUACUCUACCUACUACCUCAAAAAAGACUACACUUGUCACCACAGAAAAUGUUCCACUUACCACCACAGAAGCUACUACACCUGCCACCAUGGGAGUUACUGCACCCACUAGCUCAGAAAAUGCUACACAGAUCACCACAGAAAAUAAUACAUCGAUCACCACAGGUUCAGCUACACCUACCACCAUAGGAAUUACUACAUCUGUUAUCACAGAAAAUGCUACAGAUACCACCAGAGUGACUACUACAUCUAUCACCACAGGUACUAUUACACAUACCACCAUAGGAACUAGUGUAUCUACUAUCACAGAAAAUAGUGCAUUUACUUCCACAGAAACUUUUAUACCUACAACCAUACUAACUGCUAUACCUACCACUACAGAAACUAUUACACCUCCCUACACAACUAGUAUAUCUACCACCACAGAAAAUACUACACACACUACCACAACAUCUACUAUGUCUACCACCAGAACAAUUACUAUACCUACUUUCACAACUAGUAUACCCAACAUACCCACUUUUACAACUAGUAUACCCAACAUACCAAGUACUACAUCUACUAGCAAAGGAACUACUAUCCCUUCUUUCACAACUAGUACACCUACUACAACAGCAACUACAUUCACUACCACAGCAACUAUUACACCUUCUUUCACAAUUAAUACACCUAGCACAGAAGCUACUACAUCUACUACCACAGAAACUACUACAUCUUCUUUCACAAUUGGUACACCUAGAACAGAAGCUGCUACAUCUACUACCACAGCAACUACUACAUCUUCUUUCACAAUUGGUACACCUAGCACAGAAGCUGCUGCAUCUACUACCACAGCAACUACUACAUCUUCUUUCACAAUUAAUACACCUAGCACAGAAGCUGCUGCAUCUACUACCACAGGAACUGCUACAACUUCUUUCACAAUUAAUACACCUAGCAUAGAAGCUGCUAUAUCUACUACCACAUCAACUAUUACACCUUCUUUCACAACUAGUACACCUACGACAACAGCAGUUACACCUCCUACCACAGCAACUAUUAUACCUUCUUUCACAGUUGAUACACCUAGCACAGAAGUUACUACAUCUGCUACCACAGCAACUGUUACACCUUCUUUAACAAUUAAUACACCUAGCACAGAAGCUACUACUUUUACUACCAAAUCAACUAUUACACCUUCUUUUACAACUAGUGCACCUACCACAACAGCUAUUACACCUCCUACCACAUCAACUACUACACCUUCUUUCACAACUAGUACACCUAUCACAACAGCAAUUAUACCUCCUACCACAGCAACUAUUACACCUUCUUUCACAAUUGAUACACCCAGCACAGAAGUUGCUACAUCUACUACCACAACAACUAUUACACCUUCUUUCACAACUAGUAUACCUAUCACAACAGCAAUUACAUCUACUACCACAGCAACUAUUACACCUUCUUUCACAAUUAAUACACCUAGCACAGAAUCAACUACAUCUCCUGCCACAGCAACUACUAUACCUUCUUUCACUAUUAAUACACCUAGCACAGAAACUACAUCUAAUACUAGAACUACUAUCCCUUCUUUCACAACUAGUAGACCUACCACAACAACUACAUCCAUCACAGCAACAAUUACACCUUCUUUCACAAUUAAUACACCUAGCACAGAAGUUACUAUACCUGCUAGCACAGGAACUACUACGUCUUCUUUCACAAUUAAUACACCUAGCACAAAAACUACUACCUUUACUAUCACAGCAACUACUACAUCUUCUUUCACAACCAAUACACCUAGCACAGAAGCUACUACAUCUACUACCAUGGGAACUACUACAUCUUCUUUCACAAUUGAUACACCUAGCACAGAAGCUACUACAUUUACUACCACAGCAACUACUACAUCUUCUUUCACAAUUGGUACACCUAGCACAGAAGCUGCUACAUCUACUACCACAGCAACUACUACAUCUUCUUUCACAACUGAUACACCUAACACAGAAGCUGCUACAUCUACUACCACAGCAACUACUACAUCUUCUUUCACAAUUGAUACACCUAACACAGAAGCUGCUGCAUCUACUACCACAGCAACUACUACAUCUUCUUUAACAAUUAAUACACCUAGCACAGAAGCUGUUACAUCUACUACCACAGCAACUACUACACCUUCUUUUACAACUAGUGCACCUACCACAACAGCUAUUACACCUCCUACCACAGCAAUUAUUACACCUUCUUUCACAAUUAAUACACCUAGCACAGAAGCUACUACAUCUACUACCACAGCAACUACUACAUCUUCUUUCACAAUUGAUACACCUAACACAGAAGCUGCUGCAUCUACUACCACAGCAACUACUACAUCUUCUUUCACAAUUAAUACACCUAGCACAGAAGCUGCUGCAUCUACUACCACAGCAACUACUACAUCUUCUUUCACAAUUAAUACACCUAGCACAGAAGCUGCUGCAUCUACUACCACAGCAACUACUACAUCUUCUUUCACAGUUAAUACACCUAGCACAGAAGCUACUACAUCUACUACCAUGGGAACUACUACAUCUUCUUUCACAAUUGAUACACCUAGCACAGAAGCUGCUGCAUCUACUACCACAGGAACUACUACAUCUUCUUUCACAAUUAAUACACCUAGCACAGAAGCUACUACAUCUACUACCACAACUACUAUCCCUUAUUUUACAACUAGUACACCUGCCACGACAGCUACUACAUCUACUUCCACAACAACUAUUAUACCUUCUUUCAUAACUAGCAUACCUACCACAGAAGCUACUACAUCUACUCUUCAAAUUACUAUCCCUUCUUUCACAACUAGUAUACUUACCACAACAGCUACUACUUAUACAUAUAAAUCAAUUUUCCCCGAAACAACUACAAUACAUACCACUGCAUAAACUAGUAUCCCUCCUUACAUAUCUAAUAAUAUAUCUACCACCACAGAAAUUACUGCACAGCCCACCACAACAGUUACUACUUCUAUGGCAGCUAUUAUACCUUCUUACACAACUAAUAUGUCCAUCAAAACAGCUACCGCACCUAGUAGCACAGAAACUACUUCAUCUAGCUCUGUAAAGAACACAACUACCUACACAGAAAUUACUACACCUAACCCUAUAUGUAUAUACAUACUAGAUACAUAGAAAAUAUUACACCAUCAUGACUUAAACUGUAAAGCCACAACAACUACUACAAGCACAGCACAAUAACUACUACAUAUACCAUAGAAACAUCACAUAUAUCACUGUUUAAACUAUUACACACCACCACAGGAACUGGCCAUCACCUACAAAUCACUACACCUAACCCUACAAAACUACUGCAUCUACUACUGUAACUAUGACUAGUACUACUAGUGUUAAUCAUCCUGCCACAACUGGUCCUGUCAAAAGCAUCACCAUUCCUAUGACUAAGCCUCAGUUUCUGAUAUACCUUCCUCUGUUCUAUCACCAU
Messenger RNA from Erinaceus europaeus (western European hedgehog), 9538 nucleotides. RefSeq names its product probable maltase-glucoamylase 2. Lineage: Eukaryota; Metazoa; Chordata; Mammalia; Eulipotyphla; Erinaceidae. Bases 1 to 8982 code for a protein of 2993 amino acids. The record is from RefSeq and is a predicted model, not a curated record. The transcript has 47 exons. Gene Ontology annotation, biological process: carbohydrate metabolic process. Gene Ontology annotation, molecular function: alpha-1,4-glucosidase activity; carbohydrate binding.